AGCGUGAUUCCUAGUAUAGUAACUAUAUAUUCAACGAAGUGGUCGAUGUUGGUGAUUUGGACGGAUGGUGGCGCCGCCGCUGAGCACGCCAUCGCCGAACCAUUGUUCAAUGCUCUUGACCCGUGGGGUUUUGUUUGGAUUCGAAUCGCCUUCCAAUUUCGAACAAACCUUGUUCUUCUGUGUCAUAGUUUUCAUUGGGUGGGUUUUUGUGGCCAGAUUAGAUUGGUUCUGUCCAUUUUGCUCUCACAGGUUUGCCAGUCUUAAAAUGCAGUCUUUUUCCUGCUUCAUUAAUAGACCAGCUACAAAGAAGAGGCAGAGAGUUCCCUCAGCAUACAACCGCUUCAUUAAGGAUGAGAUCCAACGCAUCAAGUCUGUCAAUCCUGAUAUUACUCACAGGGAAGCCUUCAGUGCAGCUGCUAAAAAUUGGGCCCACUUCCCGCACAUCCACUAUGGUCUCAUGCCUGAUCAGACUAUGAGGAAGACAACUGUGUGCCAGCAGGAAGGAGAGGAUGUUCUCAUGAUGAAAGAUGGGCUUUAGCCUUUAUGCUUCAGCUAAUGUUGGUGUUUCACCCUACUAAUUCACCACCAUGUCAAGAAGGAAAAUUUCAACCUUUCAAGCUCAGCAAACUCUAAUGUUCCUUCACUUCAAUGUGCAUCUGUUUGUGGCUGAUGAAGAGCGUUUAUGUUGAUAGCAAAGGAAAGGACUACUGUUAUUUUAGCUCUAUUAGCUUUGUGGAUGCAUGUAGUUGGCUUCUUAAUUAGUAGACCUUAAUCUUUUAAUUUCAAAAAAAAUAAUUUUUACAGCUUA
Molecule: messenger RNA, 808 nt
Organism: Lotus japonicus
Lineage: Eukaryota; Viridiplantae; Streptophyta; Magnoliopsida; Fabales; Fabaceae
Product: axial regulator YABBY 1-like
Exons: 2
Coding region: 65-538 (157 amino acids)
Biological process (GO): regulation of leaf development; polarity specification of adaxial/abaxial axis; multicellular organism development
Cellular component (GO): nucleus
Source: RefSeq, a predicted model, not a curated record